UAUAUUGUAUAUGAUUAACAAUUUAUAUAUAUAUAUAUAUAUUUAUAUAGUACUACUACUAUUAUUUAGCGUUUAUUUAAAUGAUAAUUUAUCAAUAAAGAGGCAAAUUCUGUAUUUCCUUAUGUCCCUUUUGAAAUCCUUUUUAUCACUUUGUUAAUUUUAAACAUUUUUCGAAACAAUACAUAUAAGUUUAAACAAUCAGAAUAAUUAAUUUGAGACAAUACGUAAUCGUUUAUAUGAAAAAUUAGUUAAUACUCGUAGUCGGUAGAUGGAGCGUAGGUCUGUUGUUAAGACGCCUGAAAUUAUGCAAUGUUUUAUACAUAUAGACAUUGACUCGUAGAAUAGAAUAUCUCAUCGUAUGCGCAGUCGCGUUAUGACCACAUGUGAAAUAGUUGAUAGAAUGAUGUAAACUAUAUAACCUAUAAAAUAUUUCCUAAACUCUAAUUAUAUUAAUACUGAAAUCGUUAAAUAGUUUAAUACGUAAAUAACCAGACGAAGAAGGAAAUAAUGGAUAUAUAUGAUUAUUAUAAUACACUUGGUUGUUCUAUGGAAUCAUCAUAUGAGGAAAUAAGGCAUGCAUAUUAUCAUCGAGCACGUCAACUUCAUCCGGAUAAAACCAUUGGAACAAAAGAAAAUACUAAAGAAUUUCAACUUCUUGCCGAAGCUUGGUCUAUCUUAAAAGAUCCCGACUUAAGAAAGAAAUAUGAUACUGAAUGUAAACAAGCAGAAUUAGAAUCUAAUAACAUUAUUGUUCAUGCAACUGUACAUUUACAUGAAUUACAAGAAACAAAUAAAAAGGAUGUAUUAAGUUUUCCAUGCAGAUGUGGCAAUUAUUACAAAAUAGACAAAGAGAUGCUCGAAGAAAAAAAUUCUUCAAUUUAUGUGACUUGUGAAGAAUGUACUUUUAUUAUCAUUGUUAAAACAUGAUAUUUUAAACAGUUUUUAGAAAGACAAAUAUUCUUGUAAGUUAUAUAUUUUACCAUGUACAGUUGUCAUUGUAAUAUUGAAACAUUAAUGAAAUUGUGGAGUAUUGAAACGGUAAUGAAACAGUAAAGAAGUUAACGGAAAAGCAAAAUCUUACCUGUAAAUUAUUUGAAUUAAAAUUUCAACUUUUAUUAUCUAUCAUA
Vespa mandarinia (Asian giant hornet) is the source of this 1127-nucleotide messenger RNA. RefSeq names its product DPH4 homolog. NCBI's taxonomy places the organism in Eukaryota, Metazoa, Arthropoda, Insecta, Hymenoptera, Vespidae. The record is from RefSeq and is a predicted model, not a curated record.